Rhodamnia argentea is the source of this 1449-nucleotide messenger RNA. RefSeq names its product epsin-3. Gene Ontology annotation, cellular component: endosome; plasma membrane; clathrin vesicle coat. Gene Ontology annotation, biological process: endocytosis. Lineage: Eukaryota; Viridiplantae; Streptophyta; Magnoliopsida; Myrtales; Myrtaceae. The record is from RefSeq and is a predicted model, not a curated record. Gene Ontology annotation, molecular function: phospholipid binding; clathrin binding.
UCCAUAAUGGAGAUCAAGAUGUCGACUUCAUCACCCUCAACAAGCUUACAUGUGGCGAGAUCAACUCGCGCCCCGCUCUAAAAUAUUCCACGUUCCCCCCAUUUCUUCCAACAUUGAUUUCAUCAUCCGAGGACACCCUUCCAAAAAGAUCCCCACUUUGUGUUGUGUCUCUCUCUCUCCUCCGUUGACAAUUUCUACAUUGCCGUCACUGGAUUAGUUGUGCUUUUCACUUGCGUAGGUACCAACUCCAUCUUCCCAGAAAUCUGAACUGAGAAUCGCGAUUCCCCUCGCCUUCUUCGAUCCGAAGAGCAUGUCGAUCUUGAGCAGAAGCAAUCCGAACGUGGGCAACCCACUGUUCCACGAGUUCAAGAAGCAAGCUUCCUUCUUUCUGAAGGAGAAAAUCAAGACCGCCAGAUUGGUCCUCACGGAUGUCACUCCGGCACAGCUGUUGACCGAGGACGCUAUCAAUGGAAGUUCAUGGGGUUCGCCGGACACACGGACGCUGGGUAGAAUCUCAAAGGCAGCUUUUGAAGUUGAUGAUUAUUGGAGGAUUGUGGAUAUAUUGCACGAUAGGUUGUCCAGAUUUGACAAAAAGAACUGGAAUUCGUACAACGCUCUGAUUUUGCUCGAGCACUUGUUGACCCAUGGACCCGAGAGCGUGGCAGAGGAAUUUCAGAGCGAUAAAGGCAUCAUCGCGCAGGCCGGGAGCUUCCAAUACGUUGAUGAGAAUGGAUUCAACUGGGGUCUAGCAGUCCGGAAGAAAUCAGAGAGAAUACUGAAGCUCCUAGAGAAGGGGCCGCUCCUCAAGGACGAGAGGGAGCGAGCUCGGAAACUGACCCGGGGGAUCCAAGGAUUCGGAAGUUUCUGCCAGCGGACUUGCUCGACUCAGAGCAACCUAGAAGAUUUUUCAUUUAAGCCUUAUGGAAGAUGCAAUUCUCAGCCUGAAAACCAGGAAAACGAGGACCCAGAUGGACAGCUGACAAAGGAUGCUGGAGCUUCAGAGGAAAACACUGACAAUGCGAGAGUAUUUCCUUGUUCUGCCAAAGUAACAGAAAAUUCAUGUGGUGAUGAUGCUUCGCUCGAGAUUUACCAAUCCAGGACGAGUUUCAAAGAGAACAUGGAACCGAGCAAGGAAGCGACUGCGGCGCAGAAACACAAAUGGAUCUGCAUUAAGGAGUCUAGACCACUUCUGGACAUUGAGCGUGACUAUUUCAACAGUGCGGUUGAUGCGGAGGGUGAUCACCCUUUCAAUCGCGACGCCGAGCAUGACUGCUCAGACUCCCUUAUUACUGUGAGAAACUGAAUCUGGCAGGGAAAGCUACUGAGAUUUUGAGGAAAUAGGGGUCGCAAGUUUCGUACCUGCACUGUCACUAAAUAAAGUGGGUAAAGGUUAUGCAUUUCUUGUCAUCUAGAGUAUUCAACUCGAUGUCACCGAUGAUGCACUUUUCA